GGAGCCGCUAAAGUGGGACGAAUGUUAAACUAUUUUAAAAGACAUAAAGUGGAGAUUGGAGGAGUAGAAUCCUAGCCCCAACUCGCUGACGCCCUCUUCUCUCUCUCGCGCUCUACACUCUCUCCCCCACUCGAAAAUCUGAAUUAAUCGACACCGCCCUAACUCCUCUGCCUCACCCCCUUGCGCCGGCUGCCGCCACCCCCUCGAGCCGCUGUCGCUGGUCAACCUCGACGCCGGUCGUUGCUAGAGGUAAGGAAUUUUGAUUUUGUUCUCUGUUUUUCCCUUACUAUCUCCCGCAUACUUCCAGCUUUGUGCCGCCGCCACCGUGCCUGGUGAUUAUGCAUUGAUUCAUUAUUCUUGUGACUGGUUGUAAGUGCCUUUUGUUUAUACAUGCCUUUUGCAACUUCACUUUUCACUAAUCACUCUGAUUUUUGUUUCUUCUAUACUUCUCACAAAAAUGGCAUCCUAAACUAUCAAUGCAUAACACAAGCGAUAUCCAUCUCCAGUAUGUAUGCUCAAACGCUCCCUCUUCCACUUCCCAUCCACACUUCCCACAAUCCAACCUUCUCACCAAAAUCAAGAUUUGGGCUUCGCAAUUCCCCGAAAAGGGUGUCCGAAACGAAAACUAGUUCGAGAAAUAGUGCUCGUUUGGCUGCGAUCAGAUGCGGCGAAAUGCAAGCAGAUAAAUUUGACCACGUGUAUUAUAUGAGGCGCUGCAUUGAGCUCGCAAGGAAGGCGAUUGGCUGCACCAGUCCUAAUCCCAUGGUUGGUUGUGUGAUUGUCAAGGAUGGCAAGAUUGUUGGAGAAGGCUUCCACCCUAAAGCUGGCCAGCCUCAUGCUGAGGUUUUUGCAUUGAGAGACGCGGGUGAUUUGGCCGAGAAUGGAACAGCAUAUGUUAGUUUAGAACCGUGCAAUCAUUACGGAAGAACUCCACCUUGCUCCGAAGCAUUGAUCAAAGCUCGAGUGAAAAAUGUGGUGGUCGGUAUGGUGGAUCCUAAUCCCAUUGUCGCUUCAACGGGGGUGAAAAAACUGCAAGACGCAGGUAUUGAAGUGACUGUUGGAGUCGAGGAAGAACUCUGCAAAAGGCUUAACGAGGCCUAUAUCCAUUAUAUGCUUACAAGAAAGCCAUAUGUUACUCUGAGGUAUUCCAUGUCGCUUGAUGGCCAUUUACUAGAUCAGCUCAGUGAAGAAGCUGUGGAGUGUGGCGGAUACUAUUCAAAACUGCUGCAAGAAUACGAUGCUAUCAUAGUUCCUUCUGCUGCAUUGGCUGAGAAGUCGUCUAUUCCCAUUUCUAAAGAACCCGGAGCGAAUCAGCCUCUUAAAAUCGUGCUGUCAAAAUGUUGGAAUCCCCUGACCAAGAUUCCUGCUCUCGAAGAUGAUGGAGCUUCCAAACUGUUGAUAGUCACUGAGAAAGACACGGGCGACAAGCAACAGACUGUGCAAGGAGUCCAAACACUGUCUCUGGAAAAGAUAAGUCUACUUGAAAUUCUUGAACACUGCAAGAAUCAAGGACUCUGCAGUGUCUUGCUGGAUCUGACGGGUAACAUUGUGGAUUUUGAGGAUAUACUUAAAGAGGGCUUCGAACAAAACUUGUUCCAGAAAUUGGUGGUCGAGGUGCUGCCAUUUUUGGGAGGCGAUCACGAGAGAUAUCUGAGUAAUGUGGACCUAAAAGGAAAGGUGAAGAAAUUGACAUCAUCUGUCCAUGGCAAAAGUGUUCUACUUGAAGGAUAUUUCUGAUCCAAUUAUCUGCAUACACUGCUAAUUCUUCUCUAUGCCUUCAUGAUCUUGUUCAAGCCAUGUUUUGGUGUUGUGAUGAGGAUGUAAGAGGAGGAUGCUACGAGUCUGAUUCCUCCACGCGUCUGCUGCAGCCAUGGGAGAUUUUGUUAUGGUGAAACUCAUAGCUCCGAGCUUGUCAUCUGAUCAUCAUCUUCUUAAUUGGUAACUGCAUCAUCUCAGAUCAUAGAAUAUGAUACAUUGUUGUAUAGCAGUUGUGGGAGCCUUGGCUCCCUGAAAUAAACUAUACUGAUCAAACCAUGUUUCUGCCUUAUGUUGUGUACCGUGACUUUUGUUUUAGGCCCCUCCUUUUAGUUACACUUAGAUUUCUUCUCUUAUAAAUUCUUACGUGUGUGUUUGAGGCUGGAUUUAGCGACGAGCUCCUGGAGGCGGCUGAGGGGGCGGGAGUUGGGGUCCGCAUCUGCCGUGACCAGGUCGUCGACGACGCAGAUUGUGCCUAAUCCAGUCGGAUAGGUGGUGGUGAUGGAAGCUUGCGCCAUGUCGUACAUGUUUCUUCCUUGACCAUGGGAUUUUGUCUCUUAUGUUGUGUUCUCUUUUAUUGUAAAUUUAUCACGAGAAAAUGAGGAAUAAAAAAAAUCUUUACUCA
This is a messenger RNA of Salvia miltiorrhiza (redroot sage), 2380 nucleotides long. Its product is annotated as riboflavin biosynthesis protein PYRD, chloroplastic-like. The record is from RefSeq and is a predicted model, not a curated record. Gene Ontology annotation, biological process: riboflavin biosynthetic process. Gene Ontology annotation, molecular function: diaminohydroxyphosphoribosylaminopyrimidine deaminase activity; 5-amino-6-(5-phosphoribosylamino)uracil reductase activity; zinc ion binding. The transcript has 3 exons. The coding region runs from base 391 to 1737 and encodes 448 amino acids. NCBI's taxonomy places the organism in Eukaryota, Viridiplantae, Streptophyta, Magnoliopsida, Lamiales, Lamiaceae.